Messenger RNA from Ipomoea nil (Japanese morning glory), 417 nucleotides. RefSeq lists its product as uncharacterized. The transcript has a single exon. The record is from RefSeq and is a predicted model, not a curated record. Bases 1 to 417 code for a protein of 138 amino acids. NCBI's taxonomy places the organism in Eukaryota, Viridiplantae, Streptophyta, Magnoliopsida, Solanales, Convolvulaceae.
AUGGGAAAAUGGUCUUUGAUUAGAACAAAGUUCUCAGCUCUUCAGACUCACAUCUCUGAUCUCUCCUCCGCUGCCAAUGACAACCCUCUCUCGGCGGACCUUCUCCGGUCACUCUCCGCCGCCAUUUUCGACGGGCUGUCUCUUCAGUUCGUUGCCACAACCCCAACCCUCCCCAGAGGGAAGCUUAAGACGCAGAAUGACAUCGACUCCUUGCUCGCAAAAAUCGAUAGCCUUAGCAGGGACCUCGUGGUUCUUAUCAAGAGCGGCGUUCUCUGCGAAAACGACGUCGUUUGGUUGAGUAGUUAUUCGAAGAGGGAGACGAUUAGGGCGGAGACGACGAAUCUGAUCACUCGGCUCCAGAUCGGGACCACUGAGUCAAAAAACACGGUGCUCGACUCACUCCUCGGACUCUUGUAG